Messenger RNA from Bactrocera tryoni, 4817 nucleotides. RefSeq lists its product as uncharacterized. Gene Ontology annotation, molecular function: lipid carrier activity. The transcript has 20 exons. Gene Ontology annotation, biological process: lipid transport. The record is from RefSeq and is a predicted model, not a curated record. Lineage: Eukaryota; Metazoa; Arthropoda; Insecta; Diptera; Tephritidae. The coding region runs from base 324 to 4670 and encodes 1448 amino acids.
CGUCGCGUACGAAACUCAUCAAGUGUAAAGCACAGUUUCAAGGCAGCAGGACAUUGAGGCAAUUUUCAAAGACAUUUCGUUGUGUUUCCGGUUGCACUAAGUGCGUGUGUGUGUAUUGAAUGAAACGCUUGUGUGAUCCAAAAUAUGUGAACCACCAGUGAAAUGCGCGCAGAGUAAACAUAAUCAACAACAAAAAUACACACAUUAAACAAGAAAAGCCAACGUGCAAAGUGCAACACAGUGCAGUUAAAGGAUCAUAGCAUCAUAACAGAACAGAUAAUCGAAAUUUAUACAAAUUUUAUUACACAGUUCUUAGCACCGGGAUGAGGCGUAACAGCUGCCUAAUUUUACUCUCCUUAUUGCUGUCCGUGCUCAGUGCGAGUGUGAAUGCUUUUCAUAUCAUCGCUUUGAAUCGCCAAUACGAGUAUGAGUACGUCGGUACGGUGGCAGUGGGUGCCAAGGCACCACAAGAAGAUGAACAUCCGGCUCCGCCAACUUCCGGUUGGAUUGUGCGCGGCAAGUUGACACUACAACGACAGACGGCAAAUGUUUUAGCCGCAGCGCUCGUCAUCGAUGAUAUAACACUGAAUAAUUCUGGUGAAAAGUUCCUACAAAAUAAGGAAAUGUACCCACCCUACAAACCAUUUAAAAUCGUACUCACGCCCGAUGGCACAAUCUCACAUCUCUUCUUCAAGGAAGCAGAUCCAAUUUGGUCGACCAAUUUCAAGCGUGCCAUUGCAUCUAUAAUGCAAUUUCAAGUGGAGACUAGUGGUGCUUUUGUCGUAGAUGAGAUUGGCAUACAUGGCAAAUGUUCGACAGAGUAUUUCGUCUCGAAUAAGACUAAUUAUAUUUCCAUACGCAAAACGCCGGAAUUGAAGACUUGCACACCCUUCUCAGAAGCCAUUCACGUCACACGCAGUAAUGUACCCUCCAAUACGUGUGAGUUCGACUUUCAAAAGAACGUCAUUAUUGGUAAUGAAGCCAUUUAUGGCAUGUUGCCACAUCCGGUGACUGGUUACUUCCUCAGCAUGGCGCAUGUCAAGGGCACAACUUUGAUACACACUUUUGAGUCAACAGGAGAGGCGCAAUAUAUAAACUCAGAACUUUUACUGAAUUUUCUGAACGAAACCUCCAUCGAUAAUCCCAUAGACAUUGAGACAUCCAUGUGUUCCGAGGUGUCUGGCCUUGAACUGUUACCCGUCGAACUUAACGAUCCUACGGGUGGACGCAAUCCACAAUUACAAGAAUCUCUAAUAACCGCAGCUUCCAGUAUGCUUAAUAGACUUGCGGAAGGUCUAGAAGAUGCCGAACUACAAUUUGGUGAACCUUAUGAUACUGCCGUUUCCGAUUUGAUAAAAGUAUUGUCAGAAAUGGAUUAUGAUUCCUUAAAGAAGCUGUAUAGAGAUGUAGAUAUCGGUACUUCGUAUCGACAGGAGACAAUACGAAAUAUAUUUAAUGAGAUUAUACCACGUAUCGGUACAAAAGCUUCGGUAUAUUUAACGAGAGACUUAGUGUUGGAAAAGGAUCUUAAGUCUACUAUUGCGGUACAGCUACUGAUUUCCAUACCUUUCCAUAUAUUUGAGCUAUCUAUCGAUUUGGUAAAGGAAUGUGAAGUAUUUCUAACAUUGGGACCUGAUAGACCAGACGUACACCAAGCAGCUAUUUUGAGUUUCGCUACCCUAGUACAUAACGUCUUCAUGGCUGGACGCAUCAAUAAGGAUGUAUUCGAGGAAUAUGUGCAAAAAUAUUUCAAUCUCUAUUUGAAUAGCAACGAUUAUGAGCAAAAAAUGCUAUAUCUACAAGGUCUGAGCAAUCUGCAAGUGGGCAAUGUGGCCAACUAUCUGGAUCCCAUUGUUAGCGAUCCAAAUGAAAAUGAGGAUAUCAAAUUUUUGGCCGCUUGGGUGACACUCUCCCUGGCUACAGAGCGCGCAGAACGGAUCUAUGAAAUCUAUUGGCCAAUUUUCGAAUCGCGUAAUGCCAGCUUGGAGUUACGUGUUGCCGCUGUUACGCUCCUGCUAAUUUCAAAUCCCACAGCAGCACGUCUUAUCAGUAUUCAUCGCAUUAUACAAAGUGAAACCGAUCCGCAUAUGAUUAAUUAUUAUCGUACAACCAUCACCAGCAUAUCCGAAACAACGUACCCUUGUUAUCAACAUCUGCGCCGCCUGCUCUCGUAUAUGCAUCGACAUUUACCACAAAAGCCCGAACCACGCUACUGGGUCACCGGCAACUAUAUAUUCGAUUAUCGUGAUUCGAAAUUCGGUAUUGGUGCAAUGUUGCAAGCGUUUUUGGUUGGCGACUCGAAGUCAGACUUACCUGUAGUUGCUUAUUUUAAAUUCGAUACAGAAGCGCUGGGAAAGUUUACCGGACAAUUGGCGUUAUACAUCAAGGCACGCGGUCUACCAGAUGCAAUUUUCCACAAAUUUCUCAAAAAUGCUGCGAAUCCACUGAAAUUCGAACACAUCAAGGAAUUACUACAUGCGAUGAAUGCGCCAAUUAUACAGUCGAAACCACUGCAUCUUGAGUUCAUUCUACAAAUGGAAGGCAAGACGGUGUUGUCUUAUUACCUAAAUCAGAAAACUUUCCAAAAACUAACCUAUACUGACCUUAUUAACCGCGUGAGUUUCAUUAUACGCGCCGAUAGUCACAUCAAUAUGCAAACGGUACGUUGGCCAUUCAUGGCCAAAUAUUCAGUACCUACAGUUUUGGGUACCGCUUCAGACGUCUUACUGCAAACCACAGUGCUUACUUCACUGCGUGGCAACAUUACGCAACAUCAAGCCAAUGAUGUAAUGAAGUCCGCACUGGAGAUUGAUGCACGUUACUCGUCGUAUGCGUCGUGCCGUAGUCGUAGUUACAAUCCGUUCUUAAAUCUGGAUCAUGAGAUUAAUCGCGAACAAGGUUUUCUCAUUUAUGUGCCAUUCAAUACCGAUUUAAAUCUGAAUAUUACUAGCAAAUGUCUGCGUUACUCCUUCCAGCGUCCAGAGAAUAUGACCAGUGGGCUCUCAUUCAAAUCGCGUUCGAUUACAUCAACUCGUGGCCAAAUAACAAAAGCCACGGCACCAUUCGAGGAGAUCAUGUAUCCGGAUCGGCUGGUUGAUGUGUUCCAACUAUUCAAGUAUGACACGGAGGAUCUGGGUAUUUCGAUGUCCAUAAAAACGAAUCUUAAUGAACUGAAUAAAUAUCGUGGCAUGCUGCUUAAGUCCGAGUUUAUGGAAAAUGGCUUCUCACGUAAUGUGGUCAUCAAUUUCUUGAUGUAUGUUUUUGGUGUGGCCCAGUUGAGUUCAAUACAUUUGGGCUAUGAUCGAAACUUUACAAUGCUCGUACAGAACGAGAAACCAACAAAGAUCGAUGGCUCAAUUUGCAAACAAGAUCUCUUAAAUACGGCUGAGAAGAUUGGUCAACAAUUUAGUUUAACUAUGGAGCACUCGAGUAAUUUGAACGUUAAUGAAGCUUUACAUAGUUGGAAUAUUACAAUGGAUGUUUAUUCCUCAACCAAAAACAACUGGUUCAAUGUUAUUGGCAAUUUGGAACGUACAUCGAAAAUCGACACGCGUGACUGGAAGGCAGAAAUCAAUGCAACCUAUGCACCACUCGUAUUCACGAAGCGACCGCAUACCUUCAAUCUAGAUGUGGAAUUCGGCAACGCCAGCAGAACGAACGAAAAUCCGCACAAUACUUCAAAAGUGCAUUUCUCCGGCAGGGCAGGCCCUUCGGAUUAUGCGCGCGAUUUCUUACUCUCAGACAAUCCACUCACCGACACCGACUUUUGUCCGAAGGAAGUACUCAAAUUCAGCCCUAUACCCACCUCGAAAUAUUGUAAGCGUAGUAAUUUUGAGAACUUCACAUCGAUCACCAAAUAUGAUAUGGAUUUGAAAUUCGAUAAUAUGCCUGCAUGGUUUGAUUUAUGGUCUACGCGUUUGGACCACUUCGUCUCAGCCUUGUCUGAGAAAAAGGUGGAGAGUCUUAAUUUGGAUGAGGAAAUUAAUUUCUCACUUCAUGCACCCAACGACCAUUUCUGGCUGACGGUGGAAGUGAACGGUGUGCAUUGGCGUAUUUAUCAUAUACCAUUUUUGCAGAAAUUGGACUCCAAAUAUGAUGCCUCACAUGAGAUAUCCUAUGAUUCGGGACUCAAACGCUCCUGCUCGGUAAUAAAUGGCAUGAUUAACACCUUCGAUGACUACCUAAUCAACCUGAGCGAAUUCACCAAAGUAACCGUGGCGAAACACUGUCAAACACUAUUGGCCGCCGACUGUUCGGUGUUGCCAGAGAUGGCCAUAUUUUUAUUGCCCUCACCGGAGAAUGGUUUAAGUGCAAAUUACGGUUUACGUGUUUAUAUUGGACAGAAUUACUUCACUUUCCGGCCGGUAGAUAAUCAUACGAAACUACAAGAUGAUGCGCCCAUAUACAUAACGGUUAACAGUAAUGAGACGUUGAUCAAUUUGCGCGAUAAGCCAUACAGAUAUCCGGAGGAUGUGAGCGAUUAUGAUUUUCACGUGGAAUUGACCGAACAUAAUAUACUGAUCGUGGAGAAUGCGCAAAUGCAUGCGACCAUACAAUUCGAUUUAUCCAAUGUGUUGAAUCUGGAAAUUUACGGCCUCUACAAGAGUAAAAUGUGUGGACUCUGCAGCAAACCGUUGAAUGCAAUGCAAAAUUACACAUUAUGCAUGUAGCGUAGAAAGUUUCAUUACAUACAAACACAUAUGCGUACAUACAUUGUAUAUUAAAAUAUGCAUAAAAAUAUGUUAUGUAGAGUAGCAAGUUUAUUAAUACGAAUAAAAUUACAAAUUAAUGAGAAGUUUUAAUAAAAAAAAUUAAAA